UCACUCGGGGGCCGGGGAACCUCCUCAAUGAGCCACAUUGUCGCGGGCGAGCACCGCGGCGCGCGCUGCUGGGGCCGCCUCCGCUCCGCUCCCUCCGCGCCGCUCCGCGCCCGCCGCUCCCUCCGCGCCGCUCCGCUCCGCACCGCUCCGCGCAGCAUGAUCGCCUCACACCUGCUCGCCUACUUCUUCACCGAGCUCAGCCAUGACCAGGCGCAGAAGAUCGACAAGUACCUCUACCACAUGCGGCUCUCUGAGGAGACGCUCCAGGAGGUGGCCCAGCGUUUCAGGAAGGAGAUGGAGAAGGGGCUGGGAGCAGACACCAACCCCACCGCCUCGGUGAAGAUGCUGCCCACCUUCGUGAGGUCCACCCCGGACGGGACAGAGGAUGGGGACUUCUUGGCGCUGGAUCUUGGUGGCACCAAUUUCCGUGUGCUGAGGGUGAAGGUGUCCGACAAUGGUCUGCAGAAGGUGGAGAUGGAGAAUCAGAUCUACGCCAUCCCCGAGGAGCUCAUGCGAGGCAGUGGGGUGCAGCUGUUUGACCACAUCGCCGAGUGCUUGGCCAACUUCAUGGAGAAACUGAAAAUCAAGGACAAGAAACUUCCCCUGGGGUUCACCUUCUCCUUCCCGUGUCACCAGACCAAGCUGGAUGAGAGCAUCCUCGUGACGUGGACGAAGGGGUUCAAGUGCAGCAGCGUGGAGGGGAAGGACGUGGUGUCGAUGCUGCGCAAGUCCAUCAAGAAAAGAGGGGACUUUGACAUUGACAUUGUGGCCGUGGUGAACGACACUGUUGGGACCAUGAUGACCUGCGGCUACGACGAUCACAACUGCGAAGUCGGCCUCAUCGUUGGUACCGGCACCAACGCCUGUUACAUGGAGGAGAUGAGGCACAUUGACCUGGUGGAAGGGGACGAAGGUCGGAUGUGCAUCAACAUGGAGUGGGGGGCCUUCGGCGACGACGGCACGCUCAACGACAUCCGGACGGAGUUCGACCGCGAGAUAGACAUGGGCUCGCUCAACCCUGGCAAACAAUUGUUUGAGAAGAUGAUCAGCGGGAUGUACAUGGGAGAGCUGGUCAGGCUCAUCCUGGUGAAGAUGGCCAAGGAGGGGCUCUUGUUUGGAGGGAGGCUCACCCCAGAUCUGCUCACCACCGGCCACUUUGAGACCAGAUAUGUCUCUGCUAUUGAGAAGGAGAAAGAAGGGCUGCAGAAAGCCCACGAGAUCCUCACCAAGCUGGGGCUGGAGCCAUCUCAUGAGGACUGUGUGGCCACCCACCGCAUCUGCCAGAUUGUUUCCACCCGCUCGGCCAACCUGUGCGGGGCCACCCUGGCAGCCGUGCUGCAGCGCAUCAAGGAGAACAAGGGGGUGGACCGCCUGCGCUCCACCGUCGGCGUCGAUGGCUCCGUCUACAAGAAGCAUCCUCACUUUGCCCGGCGCCUCCACAAGACGGUGCGGAAGCUGCUGCCAGACUGCGAGAUCCGUUUCGUGAGGUCGGAAGAUGGAAGUGGCAAAGGGGCAGCCAUGGUGACGGCGGUGGCCUACAGGCUGGCCGCCCAGCACAAGGCACGCCAGAAGAUUUUGGAGGCGCUCAAGCUGAGCCAUGAGCAGCUCCUGGAGGUGAAGCAAAGGAUGAGGAUGGAGAUGGACAAGGGGCUGGGCAAGGAGACGCAUGCAGAGGCAACGGUGAAAAUGCUGCCCACCUACGUGUGCUCGACUCCGGACGGGACAGAAAAAGGAGAUUUCCUUGCCCUGGACCUGGGAGGCACCAAUUUCCGUGUGCUGCUGGUGCGUGUGAGGAACGGGAUGAGGCGCGGCGUCGAGAUGCACAACAAGAUCUACUCCAUCCCGGUGGAGGUCAUGCAGGGCACGGGAGAGGAGCUCUUUGACCACAUUGUCCACUGCAUCUCCGACUUCCUGGAAUACAUGGGAAUGAAGGGUGUAUCGCUCCCGCUCGGAUUCACCUUCUCCUUCCCUUGCCAGCAGACCAACCUGGACGAGGGGAUUCUUCUGAAGUGGACAAAAGGUUUCAAGGCGACCGGCUGCGAAGGAGAAGAUGUGGUAAACCUGCUGAAGGAGGCAAUUCACAGGAGGGAGGAAUUUGACCUGGAUGUGGUCGCGGUGGUCAAUGACACCGUUGGCACCAUGAUGACCUGCGGGUACGAAGAUCCGUAUUGCGAAGUUGGGCUGAUAGUCGGCACAGGCAGCAACGCCUGCUACAUGGAGGAGAUGAGGAACGUGGAGCUGGUGGAAGGGGAGGAGGGCAGGAUGUGCGUCAACAUGGAGUGGGGGGCGUUUGGUGACAGCGGGUGCCUGGAUGACAUACGGACGGAGUUCGACUUGGCAGUGGAUGAGCUGUCCCUCAACCCUGGCAAGCAAAGGUUCGAGAAGAUGAUCAGCGGGAUGUACCUGGGGGAGAUUGUCCGAAACAUCCUGAUGGAUUUCACCAAGCGAGGGCUGCUCUUCCGGGGACGCAUCUCCGAGAGGCUGAAGACCAGGGGGAUCUUUGAGACCAAGUUCCUGUCCCAGAUAGAGAGCGACUGCCUAGCCCUGCUCCAGGUCCGCUCCAUCCUCCAGCACCUCGGCCUGGAGACCACGUGCGACGACAGCAUCAUCGUGAAGGAGGUGUGCACGGUGGUGGCGCGGCGGGCGGCUCAGCUCUGCGGGGCCGGCAUGGCAGCCGUGGUGGACAAGAUCCGGGAGAACCGCGGGUUGGACUUCCUCAAGGUCACAGUCGGCGUGGAUGGGACGCUCUACAAGCUGCACCCUCACUUCUCCACCGUCAUGCAUGAAACGGUGAAGCAGUUGUCUCCCAAGUGCGAAGUCACCUUCCUGCAGUCGGAAGACGGCAGCGGCAAGGGUGCAGCGCUCAUCACGGCGGUGGCCUGCCGCAUCCGGGAGGCCGGCCAGCGGUAGGAGGAAGGAGGUUUGCCGAAGAGCUUGGUUUCAGCAAAACCAGGACGUUUUCCCCCCACCCCGGUCCCCCCCCCUGCUCCGUACACACACACACACGUGGCCUCCCCUUGCAAGCAGCCUCGUAGCUUUACUUGUUCUCUCGAGAUCCCACCAGUGGGGCUGGAGAUGCUGUGUGCUUUGUGUAAAGUGUUGUCUUAGGAGUUUCAUUGCAUGCCAUAAAACCGCGUGUCAAGUAAAGCUAAAAGCGUCUUCUGGCUGUCUCCCUACAUCUCCAGUUAGAGCUGGACCUGCUCCACUCGCAGCUGCCCCCCACCGCUCCCACCUCUUCCCUCGCGGCAGAAAGGAUAACGCUAGCACCAUCCAGACACUGCAUUGUCACUUUACCGUAACUAGUACCUAUUUAUGUACGUCGGAGUUGUAGCGUGUCCGUGCUGUAGGAAGCAAACCUCUUUUUAAGAUUGGGCUAAAGACCUCCGUUAGGCUUUUACCCUGAUCAAGGCUGUAUUAUUUCCAUGAAAGUCAUGGUGACUCUUAAAGCACAGGGUGCAGAAUUCCAGCCGGCGUGUUCCAAGCCUGUGCUGAGAGAUACCAAGUAUCUCUGUUGGUGAGCGAACAUUAAAAGAACCUGCUGGAUCCCGGCGAGAGGUGCCCCUCUGACUGCUCCAGCAGAGCACGUGCCUGGAAAUAAUUGGGGACUCAGGGUCUAAUCCCAUUUCCCGACCUCUCACCCGCACCCUAAAUAGAGCGUAGGAACGUGGCACGUACGUAUGGUUGCGUUACACCCCCUGGAAACCACUAGCACCCUUCCCCGGUGCACGUGUGGAGGCGAGGAGCUGCCACCGCGAUGGGGGUCUUUCCCCUACACCCCCACCCCACCCCCCACCCCAAAUGUCGUGGCCGUGUGUCUACACGUGGCGCCGUGAGUCUGGUUUGCUUCUUGUCUGUGAAAUAGUUCUGCGUCUUCAGCCUUUUAGGUGACACCUGGUUUUAUGUACACUGUAUAUUUAUGUUUCGAGAGAUCUUACGUCUUUUUAUGUACAUAGUCUCGGGUGGGCGGGGGUAUAUUGCUUAGUUUUGAAUUUACCUUUAAAUGUCGUUUAAGAACAGUAGAAUAAUUCUAUUUUUUUUUCUCGUGUUAUGUUUUAAUUGAAAAUUUUCUUGGGGUAGACUGGAGAAAGAGACCCAGAUUCCUGAGGACAGCUGUACCAGAGGUUUGGGCAUUCUGAAUUUAUCACCAGAACAAAAGGGAAAGCAGAAAGCCAGGGAUGCGAUGGCCGGGAGCUGCUGCAGUGGAGCUUUCGGGAUUAGGCUGGCGGUGACCUAAGGAGAGGUUUUAUUUUGUCCCCCCGCCCUCCCCAGCCUGCUUUGUGCUCGAAGGGCACAUCGAUCCCUAUUGCAGCACCUGCUGAAAUAACCCGGGGCUCUGCCGGGACCCGCGUCCCAGCCCAUAUCUCUGGCACCAGCAUCCCGGUCCCACACGCGCCAGGCACAGACACGGGCGCUCCAGCGCUGCUGGCAUGGGGGCUCGCGGUGAGGCGCCGGCAACGGCAGCCUCGGCUCAUUUGAUGAAGUUAGCAGCAAUAAUUGGUGUCACCUCAUUUCCAUUUGGCAUCCUCAGGGCUGUUUGUGAGCGUGCCCAGGGACGCGUGUGCCCAGGGACGCGUGUGCCCAGGGCUGCGCGUGCCCGGGGAUGUGUGUGCCCAGGGAUGUGUGUGCCCAGGGAUGCGCGUGCCCGUGGCGUCACGUUGUGCGCUGCAGGGAAAAGCGGCGAAUAAUUUUUGCUGUCAGAAAAGCCUCCGGCUGAACGAAACGCUGCCCCAGGCAGCAGAGGCGUACAGGUGGGGGUGGGUGUGUUUUUGUAAAUAUUUAGCAGGAGAUAAUGAAAUUCCAGUGAUGUACAAAAAAAAAUUAAAAUAUAAUAAUUAAUAAUUCCCACAAACAGAUCUUCUUCAGUUUGGAGGACAGAUUUUUUUUGUCUAUUUUUAUGUAUAUUUUUAUACUGCUUGGGGGAACCUCAUUACCAAAAGUCUCUUCUAUGUUGGGGGUCAAGUUCAGUAGCACAAUUUUAAAUGCAAAAAUGAUCUUUGGGCAUUUUAAAUGCUUAUUUUUUUAUAAGCCUCAAGACAACUAUAACAAAUAAAAUCUGUGUAUAGAAAUGCUGUAAGAAACCAAGUUUAGUGGAAGUUUUAGAAGAUGUUCAAUAAAUUUUGGAAGACGGUACAGAAAUCCUCUCGUUCGGUA
This is a messenger RNA of Falco peregrinus (peregrine falcon), 5151 nucleotides long. RefSeq names its product hexokinase 2 (gene HK2). Bases 28 to 2910 code for a protein of 960 amino acids. Gene Ontology annotation, cellular component: mitochondrion; cytosol. The record is from RefSeq and is a predicted model, not a curated record. Lineage: Eukaryota; Metazoa; Chordata; Aves; Falconiformes; Falconidae. The transcript is spliced from 18 exons. Gene Ontology annotation, biological process: glucose 6-phosphate metabolic process; intracellular glucose homeostasis; glycolytic process. Gene Ontology annotation, molecular function: D-glucose binding; mannokinase activity; glucokinase activity.